UUUUUUUUAUUAUAAAGUUGAUUGAGAAAAAUAAUUGAAGAUUCAACUUUUAACGAUGUUCAGCAUGGAGUGUUUUCUCGCGGCGAGGGCGAAGUUGAGCAAGUUGAAGAAGCUGGAGGUCCUUGGUGAAGGGGUUUAUGGUGUAGUUUUUAAAGCGCAAAACGAUGUGACUGGGGAGAUUGUUGCCAUAAAGCAGAUCAAAGAUUUUGGAAAUGAUGAGGCUGGUAUAGCUGUGACGACGAUGAGAGAGAUCAACGCUCUGAAGUACCUCAGACAUCAUAACGUGAUACAGCUGAAGGAUGUCCUCUGCGCGGGAUACAAAUCAUUUUUUAUGGUGUUCGAAUACUUUGGAAUAGAUUUAAAAUUGUAUUUAACUAGGGUUCCCUGCAAACCAGACGAGAUGUUGGUGAAGAGCUACACCAAGCAGUUGAUGGAAGCGUUGGCCUUCAUUCAUUCCAACCGAGUGAUGCAUAGAGAUGUCAAACCGCAGAACGUUUUAGUCGAUAGCGAGGGCAAUCUUAAGUUGGCAGAUUUUGGCCUGUGCCGUCAAUUUACGAUGCCGAUGAAAAAUUACACGAACAAAAUCGUGUCCCUCUGGUACAGAGCUCCGGAAAUCCUCUUUGGUUCGACCAUGUAUGGACCGAAAGUAGAUAUUUGGGGUGCGGGAUGCGUGAUGGCUGAGAUUAUAGACUUCCAGACCUUGUUCGAUGGUGUUUCAGAGAUCGAACAGAUUAAUAAGAUAUGCAAGGUGCUAGGAAAUCCUGAUGAAGGUAAUCCCAUGCUGGGAUGCUACGAUUUUAUCAAUUUCAAAGCAAGCCAAUUCGAGGUAUAUAACAAUACCAAAGGUCUUGAUGCUCUUAUCAAAUUUCAUAGUCAGGAACAACUAAAGUUUCUGGAGAGCAUCAUAGUUUUCAACCCGCUUAUAAGGAAGAGUGCAAUGGAAUGCCUCAGGAUGGAUUACCUUAAGAACGUGGAGAAGGUUUUGCCAGUGCAGUGGUGUUUCAAUUAGUACUGAGCAAUAAGACACAAAUGAAGAAAUCAUUGGUUAUUGUACAAAGAGCUGACGCGUUAAAUGUGUGUUGAAAUUCGUUGUCUACGAAUGCAAAAUGAAAGAACUUUCAACACAUUUUAAUUUGUAUUAUUUUUUUAGUCCUUUUUUACAUAUUUUAUUUAGCAACUAUUUUUUUAAUGACAAC
This is a messenger RNA of Nicrophorus vespilloides, 1196 nucleotides long. RefSeq names its product cyclin-dependent kinase 1-A-like. Gene Ontology annotation, cellular component: nucleus; cyclin-dependent protein kinase holoenzyme complex; cytoplasm. Gene Ontology annotation, molecular function: cyclin-dependent protein serine/threonine kinase activity; cyclin binding; ATP binding. Gene Ontology annotation, biological process: signal transduction; G1/S transition of mitotic cell cycle; regulation of gene expression. The coding region runs from base 56 to 1009 and encodes 317 amino acids. The transcript has 2 exons. NCBI's taxonomy places the organism in Eukaryota, Metazoa, Arthropoda, Insecta, Coleoptera, Silphidae. The record is from RefSeq and is a predicted model, not a curated record.